AUCCCCUCAUUCCUGUUUACGAAAAACAUGUAAACCUUACAUUAUCUCCUUCAACACAAUAAUAAUAACAAUAAUAAUAAUAAUACAGAAACCCUAGAAUCUUCCAGAAACACUCUCUAUCCAUUCUUGUAAAGGCGAUUCAGUUUCACUUUCUAGGGUUUCGAUUCCAGAUCGAUCGAAUCUGAAUAUCAAAUCAUCAGAAGUUUCAAAUUAUCCAUGGCGGAAGAGUGUAAUGAUUCCGAUAGAAGAACUGGUGGCGGUGACGGUGAAGAUCGGAGUGACGGAAGCGAGUACUCGUCGGAGGACGAAGGGACGGAGGAUUACCGGCGUGGAGGUUAUCAUGCGGUUCGUGUUGGUGAUGUGUUUAAGCAUUCCAGAUAUGUUGUGCAGAGGAAGCUCGGUUGGGGACAUUUUUCGACUGUGUGGCUUGCUUGGGAUACGCAUAAAUCUAGGUAUGUAGCUUUAAAAGUACAAAAGAGUGCUCAACAUUACACCGAGGCAGCAAUGGACGAAAUCACAAUAUUAAAGCAAAUAGCCGAGGGAGAUCCCGACGACAAGAAGUGUGUUGUGAAGCUUCUAGAUCAUUUCAAACACUCCGGACCAAACGGGCAGCAUGUUUGUAUGGUUUUUGAGUAUUUGGGUGAUAAUCUUUUGACGCUAAUAAAGUAUUCCGACUAUCGCGGGAUUCCUCUAAACAAAGUUAAAGAAAUAUGCUACCAUGUUUUAGGCGGUUUGGAUUACUUGCAUCAACAGCUUUCUAUUAUUCACACCGAUCUUAAACCCGAAAAUAUUUUACUUUUAUCUACGAUCGACCCCGACAAAGAUCCAAGAAAAACAAACGCGCCUCUCAUUCUUCCAUCUGGUAAAGAAAAAGUUUUAGCCGAAUCUGGAUCUUCUAAGGAUAUUAAGAGCUCAAACAGCGAUCUUACCAAAAACCAGAAAAAGAAAGUUAAAAAAAAGGCUAAAAAGGCAGCCCAAAAUUGCGUCGGAAACGAAGAAUCAGAGGAAAACGAUGAUGAUUCAAAUAGAGACAUCAUUAAUGAACAUGCUGAAUCGAAUAACUCUUCUGAAGCACGAGAUUCCCGCAAUGAAAGUCAACUUAACAGGAGAGGAAGCCGGUCAACUAGACGGAAGCUAUUAGAGGAAGUUGAUGUUAAGUGCAAACUUGUUGAUUUUGGUAACGCGUGUUGGACGUAUAAGCAAUUUACAAGUGACAUACAGACUAGACAGUACAGGUGUCCUGAAGUGCUAUUAGGAUCAAAAUAUUCAACGUCUGCUGAUUUAUGGUCAUUUGCAUGCAUAUGCUUUGAACUUGCCACUGGGGAUGUUCUUUUUGAUCCUCAUAGCGGUGAAAACUAUGACAGGGAUGAGGAUCACUUGGCGCUAAUGAUGGAACUUCUGGGAAUGAUGCCUCGAAAGAUAGCUUUAGGUGGCCGUUACUCUCGGGAAUUCUUCAACCGACACGGUGAUUUACGACACAUACGCCGUUUACGUUUUUGGCCUUUAAACAAAGUCCUUAUGGAGAAAUAUGAGUUCAGUGAACAAGACGCAAAGGAAUUGGCUGAUUUUCUUUUUCCGAUACUUGAUUUUGUCCCUGAAAAGAGGCCUACUGCUGCUAAAUUACUUAAACACCCUUGGAUCACCGGAAUAUCUCAGGAUCUUGGUUCUGUUACAGUUACCACUCCUGCGGCUGAUAACAAUAUUUUGGAUAAUAACGGAGCUGCUUCGGUUGCAACUGAUGCUGAAGUUUUGGUAAAUAACAAAGGUGCUCCUGUUGCGACUGAUCGUAAGAUUUUGGAAAAUAAGAAAGAGAAAGAUGAAAGAGAAGCAAUGGAGAUUGGAGUCGGGAAUAUAGUAAUCGGCGGAGUUUCGAAACCCGCUCUAAGAUAAGCCUGCUAAGUUUCACAGGUUAUUUGUCGAGGCGUGAUAUUGAAUUGAUUUUCUUGUGAAAGAUGAAACACGAAACGAGCUUUUGGUAUGUUUUGCGACUUGCGAGCAUGGUGAAAAUGGGUGUAGUUAGAAGUAUUCUUUGUACAAUAUGGGUAUUAUGUUUUUCUGGGACAUGGACUAAAGCUUUUCUCCUAGAGGAAAAUACUACAUAUUGGUUGUAAUGUGGUUAUGAGUCUCAUAAGAGACCAUGCAUUCUUCAAGUAGAGGAAUCAUACAAAGAUGAUGGUUAAUUUUAUUGUUAUAUAAAAGGGUAUAAAGUUAUUUGUUUUUCUAGGA
Messenger RNA from Helianthus annuus (common sunflower), 2226 nucleotides. Its product is annotated as serine/threonine-protein kinase SRPK. Gene Ontology annotation, molecular function: protein kinase activity; ATP binding. The coding region runs from base 217 to 1890 and encodes 557 amino acids. The record is from RefSeq and is a predicted model, not a curated record. Gene Ontology annotation, biological process: regulation of mRNA processing; protein phosphorylation; spliceosomal complex assembly. Lineage: Eukaryota; Viridiplantae; Streptophyta; Magnoliopsida; Asterales; Asteraceae. The transcript has 5 exons.